Messenger RNA from Olea europaea var. sylvestris, 2224 nucleotides. Its product is annotated as probable NOT transcription complex subunit VIP2. The coding region runs from base 399 to 1904 and encodes 501 amino acids. The record is from RefSeq and is a predicted model, not a curated record. Gene Ontology annotation, biological process: nuclear-transcribed mRNA poly(A) tail shortening; regulation of DNA-templated transcription. The transcript has 14 exons. Gene Ontology annotation, cellular component: P-body; CCR4-NOT core complex. NCBI's taxonomy places the organism in Eukaryota, Viridiplantae, Streptophyta, Magnoliopsida, Lamiales, Oleaceae.
UAUCCAUUCUAAAAGUAGCGGAGCCAAUCCCACAUUAGCUGAAAGUUCGGCAGCUCAAAUGAGCAUCGUAAAAAUUGUGUAAAUUAACGCACUGUAGAGGAUCGGUAGCCUAGCACAGUCUGUUGAGUCUAAUUUCCAUCAUAUCAGUUUCAGAGGUUACUAUCGCAACGCCACUCCGGACUCGGCGCCUCCUCUCUCUCUCGAAAAUACUCGCAGAUUUUUAAUAUAUACUAUUUAUCGGUUUAUUUGAAGGAUGGGAGGGGGAUGGGUCAAGAAUGCCAAGUUUGAAUAUUCUCAGGCUCAUGUUGUGGCAUCCCAAGAGUUGUAAUCAAGAUGAAUAAAAGCUUGUUCUAGACGAAGAAUUACUUUUUUCCUAUUGUUUUGAAAAAUCCUGCAAAAUGUCAGGGGUACUCGGUUCAGCAUUGAAUGGAUCAAAUUCAAAUCUUUCAGAUACUAUGGGAAGACCUUUUGCCACAUCCUUUUCUGCUCAGACUGCUUCUUCUGGUGCUGUUUUGAAUCAGUCUGGUGGAACCAUCCAAGGGCCACACUAUAUUCAUGGGAACUUCAAUAUAUCAAACAUGUCCGGGUCAUUUGCAUCAAGAAAUUCUACAAAUAUAGGCGGUCUUCCCAAUAGCAUUCAACAAGCUGCAGGGAAUGUAUCUAAUGGGCGAUAUGCAAUGAAUAGUAUUCCCACUGCACUUUCUCAGUUAUCUCUUGGAAGUUCAAAUGGACAUGGUGGUGUUAACAACAUUGGAGGACCAGGUGUGUUGCAAAAUAUGGGAAAUAAUGGACGAAUUACGAACUCUGUGGGCAGUCUUAAUGGUGGGGGUAAUACUACAAGGGGUUUAAGCUCUGCUGGUUUGGCAAACAUCCCUGGUCUUGCUUCUCGCUUAAAUUUAUCUGGUAACAUAAUUUCUAGAUAUGGUUUUCACAUUGGUAGACUUGAGUUGCUAGCAGCAUGUCUAACUGUGGUGCCUGUGAUGAAUUAUAAUUACCGUCUUAAUGGAACAGGCAAUGCUGAAUUUCCUGUAAAUGCACGCCAAAAGGAACAGCUUCAUGCCAGUACUGAAUUUCCUGUAAAUGCGCGCCAAAAGGAACAGCUCCAUGAUAGUAUGGCAUCUUUAAUGCAACCUCAGCAAUUAACUAUGGGAAGGUCUUCUGGAUUCAACUUUAGUGGUACGUAUUCAUCUCAUCAUCCUCAGCAACAACAUCAUGCUUCGUCAAUAAAUGGCAGUGGGGCUUCCUUACUAACUGCAGGCAAUCAAGAUUUUCAUUUUCAUGGGCCUGAGCAGUAUCAACAAUUCCAACAAUCUCAGUCUCGCUUCAUCAGUCCAUUUAGAGACAAAGAUCUGAAAUCCAUGCAGGCAUUGCAAAGUGUGCCUGAUCGAUUUGGGAUGCUUGGUUUGUUAAGUGUCAUAAAAAUGACCAAUCCAGGCUUGAGUUCACUUGCUCUGGGUAUUGAUCUGACCUCACUCGGUUUAAAUUUGAACUCAUCAGAGACUAUUCACAAAAAAUUUGCCUCUCCUUGGUCUGACGAACCUGCCAGAGGAGAGCCUGAGUACAGUGUCCCUGAAUGUUAUUAUGCCAAACCACCUCCUCCAGUAAAUCAAAGCUACUUUGCAAGAUUCAGCCAAGAAACAUUAUUUUAUAUCUUUUACAGCAUGCCAAAAGAUAGGGCACAACUCUUUGCAGCAAAUGAACUGUAUACUAGAGGAUGGUUCUACCACAAAGAUCUCCGGUUAUGGUUCACUAGAGUGAAAGAUAUGGAGCCUCUUGUGGAGACAAACACUUACGAGAGAGGUUGCUAUUACUUUUUCGAUCCCAACACAUGGCAGAUGACAAGAAAGGAUAACUUCGUUUUGAUAUAUGAAAUGGUUGAGAAAAGGCCCACACUACCCCAGUAGGAUCCAGAAAUCUUCUAUUUUAUUUUCCAUUUUCUCGACCUCGGAUUUGUUCUUAUUCAGAAGUCUUGUAAGCCUUCUAUUUAUUUUAUUUUAUUUUUUUUAACUUAUCGAGCCAACGUGACGGAUUUAAAGUUUCUUCCUACGUUUUUCUGGGAUGCGGUCUGGGGCAGGAGGUUGAAGCUUUGGAUAAUGCGAUUAGUUAACUCAAAAUUUAUUAUUUAUUCGUUUUGAUAGAAGUUACAGAUUGUCACAUAAUUUGUGUAGGUGUUUUUGUCUUAAUUUUUUUCUGCAGCUCAUUUAUUUGAAGGAUUUUUCUUUUA